AUGAUAGACUCAAAAUUAGAAAUAUAUGAAAUAGAAAUUAAAUAGAGAAUAAUCAAUAAGUUUUAUUUUAAACAUAUAUAAAAAUGUAUGGAAUUUAUGUAAAGAGAUUACGAUAAGGCUUUUAUAAGUAUGAAUCUUGUUGAUGAAAUUAAUUGGGAAAAUCAUUUAUAAAUUGAUUUAAAUAAUAUUCAUAAAUAUAACAAAGAUCUUUCAGAACAACAAAUAUAAUUAAAAUAAUUAAUUGAAUAAACUAUUGAUGCUGAAUAUGAAUAAAAUAAUUAUAUUUUAAAUUUUUUUGGAUAUAAAUUAACUAAAUAGAAUAUGCCUCAUGUUAUUAUAGUUAUUGUUAUUUCAAUAAUAGGAUAUAGUAUUUACAUAACAUUCAAAGAGUUAAUAAUUGGACCAAUAUUAGAAAAAGAAUAAAGAUUGAAAAAAAGAAAAAAAUUGAA
Ichthyophthirius multifiliis is the source of this 449-nucleotide messenger RNA. RefSeq lists its product as hypothetical. NCBI's taxonomy places the organism in Eukaryota, Ciliophora, Oligohymenophorea, Hymenostomatida. The annotation marks the transcript as partial. The transcript has 5 exons. The record is from RefSeq and is a predicted model, not a curated record.